Globicephala melas (long-finned pilot whale) is the source of this 2991-nucleotide messenger RNA. It is a transcript of the gene SDCBP, whose product is annotated as syndecan binding protein. Gene Ontology annotation, molecular function: syndecan binding. Gene Ontology annotation, biological process: positive regulation of transforming growth factor beta receptor signaling pathway. Lineage: Eukaryota; Metazoa; Chordata; Mammalia; Artiodactyla; Delphinidae. The record is from RefSeq and is a predicted model, not a curated record. Gene Ontology annotation, cellular component: cytoplasm; plasma membrane.
CCUAUACACAGAUUCUUUUCAAUAAAUAUACAAAAAAAUACAUGGAAAACAAAGUGUGCAAGACUUGUAUUGAAGUGGUUAGCCUGUCCUUACAUAGGCAUAUGGGCUCUGUUUAAAAUUUUUCAGUGUGGCCUAACAUAUCAUCAGUUUGCAAAACCCCAGGAAAUGUGCUUGGCUACGAGACGCUGUUUCUUAGACCCUUCUGCAACUAGAUGUGGCCAGUGGGAUAUAAUUUAAGUGGUCUCUGAAGCUUCUCAGAAGGCUUCUGUUGGAGCAAAAAAGAAAAGAAACAUGGAGAGAGGAUUGAGGACACAGGAUGCAAAAAACAAACCAAAACAGUGUUAAGAUUCUAGGGGUGGUGUUUGCCCUGACGUCUUUCAAAGGACAAAACUGUAUGCUUUUGGAGAAUGCAAAGCUUUAAAUGAUGCGCGUAUGACUUUAUGAAGAACUGGCUGUUCAAAGGAAACAGUAUGAAUAGCAUCGAAGUAUAACUAAAAGAAGACUCCUCUUUCACAUCUCAACACUAAUCCUUCAGUCAAGGAGAUUUACCUGUACUAGGCACGUGGAAUACUUCCUGCUGUUGUGCUGGUGGCCAAGCACAGAGUGCGGCUCCAUCUCCCAGUAUCCUGGUUGGAGAGCCCCAUCUCUGCACCUUCCCACGGGCAUAAAAUUCUGAUCGUUCCUGUUGCUCUUCCUGAGUAUCCUUAUCCAGACCUUUGGCUUCAGGGUUGCCCGUGGAGCUGAAGGGGAACACUGAGCUGGCAAAGAAAACUGUCUCAACUUCUCCCGGCAGCUGAAAUAUUCCACUGACAUCAUUACAGAAAUCUGAAGUUCUGAGUUGUUCAAAAUGUGGAAAACAAUGUGGCUCAUAGAACCAGGAAAAUACGGUGAUUCCAGAACUCUAGAAAACUGUUUUGUUUCUUGGAAAUUGUGCCAGGCAUCAAAGACCUUUUAAAGCAUAGCCCCAGCCCUCAGGAAGUUUCUAUAAGAUGAAGUAAUGAUUAAUACAGAAGAAACCACAGGGGAGAGAAGCAAAGACCACUGCUGAUCACAUGUAAAAUACGGAAAAUCCUGCAAAAAUGUCUCUGUACCCAUCUCUUGAAGACCUGAAGGUAGACAAGGUGAUUCAGGCUCAAGCUGCCUUUUCUGCAAACCCUGCCAAUCCAGCGAUUCUAUCUGAAGCGUCUGCUCCCAUCUCUCAAGAUGGAAAUCUCUAUCCUAAACUGUAUCCGGAGCUCUCUCAGUACAUGGGCCUGAGUUUAAAUGAAGAAGAAAUGUGUGGAAAUCUGGCCGUGGUCCCUGGAGCACCAAGUCAGGGGCAGUUGGUAGCAAGAGCUUCCAGCAUGAACUAUAUGGUGGCUCCUGUAACUGGUAAUGAUACUGGAAUCCGCAGAGCAGAAAUUAAGCAAGGGAUUCGGGAAGUCAUUUUGUGUAAGGAUCAAGAUGGAAAAAUCGGGCUCAGGCUUAAAUCCAUAGAUAAUGGUAUAUUUGUUCAGCUAGUCCAGGCCAAUUCUCCGUCCUCGCUGGUUGGUCUGCGAUUCGGGGACCAGGUGCUCCAGAUCAACGGGGAGAACUGUGCUGGCUGGAGCUCCGACCGAGCACACAAGGUGCUCAAGCAGGCUUUUGGAGAGAAGAUCACUAUGACCAUUCGUGACAGGCCCUUUGAACGGACAAUUACCAUGCACAAGGACAGUACUGGACAUGUUGGCUUUGUCUUUAAAAAUGGAAAAAUCACAUCCAUAGUGAAAGAUAGUUCUGCAGCUAGAAACGGUCUUCUCACGGAACACAACAUCUGUGAGGUCAACGGACAGAACGUCAUUGGACUGAAGGACUCUCAAAUCGCAGACAUACUGUCAACAGCUGGGAAUGUAGUUACUAUUACAAUCAUGCCUGCUUUUAUAUUUGAACAUAUUAUUAAACGGAUGGCCCCGAGCAUUAUGAAAAGCUUGAUGGAUCACACCAUUCCUGAGGUUUAGAAGCCGCGGCGCAGUGGAAACUUCACUCAAGUUCUCCCGUUUACAUCUCUGGCAACGUACCUUUCUAUUAUGCACAUGAAGCUUUCUAGGAGCCAGCAGGCGUAUUUCCUGUCUUACAGCAGGGCUGGGGAUCUUACUGUCUGAUCCGGUAUCUUGUUCAGACUUCAAGAUAGUUGUAGCCUUAUCCUGAUUUUACAGUUGAAAGACUUACUUUUGUAGACUAGUGUGUCUUUACUGGAGACCGACUGAUACAGGCUCAGCUCUGUUGGAACCAGUCACCUUCAGUCCUGGGUAUCAGGUAGUGCUGUUCAUAUCACUUUAGUUCUAUGGUAUAUGUGCAUUUUUCCUGUUACCCAUAGUACAUUUAGAAUGAUUACUUUUUUCUUUCAGUUCUGUUUGUAUAAAACACCAAUUAAGUAACACUGGUUUCAUUCCAUGUAAGCAUUAUUAUAUAGUGUAUGUAGGCUGCAGGAGACUGUAUUGACUAUCAUUACGUUUUAACUACCUUUACUUAAAUAAUAACAACGUUAAGCCUCUAGAAUAAAAGCCAAACUCUUGCUGCCUUUCUCAAGCCCCCAAUGCAGUUCUCUGUUAAACGGACACUAGCCCAGAGCAGUGUAACGGUACAUGCUGAGCACAGCACAGCUGCUUAGCUGCAUUUGAGAUUUUCUAGUCCUUGUGUAAUGGAAACUUUUCCUCUCAAGAGUUACUGGUAUCACUUUCUGAGAAAUGAAUCACUAUAUAUGUAAUGUAAAAAUUCUUGUGCUCUAUAGGAGAAACUUUGACUUCUUUUCCAUGUGUAGAUUAAGUGGGAUAAGACCUGGCUUUAGGCACUUACAUGUAACCCAGCUGCUCUGGGAUGUCUUGGAAUGCUAUCAUUUGUUCCAUUUCCUGACCCCUCCCUGCAAACAGAAUGACAGCGACACUUCAUCCUGAUUUGUUUUUCCUUCUCUUUGGUUUAUGACUAUUCUAUUUUAAUUGAAAAUGUAUAAAUAAAGUUAGAGUUUAGUCUGUC